Prunus armeniaca (apricot) is the source of this 441-nucleotide messenger RNA. The record is from the annotation of a GenBank genome assembly. NCBI's taxonomy places the organism in Eukaryota, Viridiplantae, Streptophyta, Magnoliopsida, Rosales, Rosaceae.
AUGAUCUUGAUUUACGAGGCUCUGAUCGUCGAUCAAACGACGGAAUCUCAACCCUUCGAGCACACCACCGUUCUCAACACCUCAAGUACUACAACAUGCCUCAAAAACUCUGACUCAGAACCCCCACCACACGCCGCCACCGCUAGUGGUGGUUCGGGGUGCUAUUCCGAUGACGGACCAACCUUAGAAUCACCGGUCAAGACUUAUACCACAACGUCCGCAACAAUGAGUAGAGCAACUUUAAUUAUUACCUCAAGGUCAGAGUCGAAGCGGAAGUGGCUUAGACCGCCAAUUAAAGUCAUUGACUUCAUUAUUCACGAGCCAACUUCACAGUGUCGUCGCAACUUCACCGCUACUCGGAUUGCUCCGAUUCUUCCAAGGUUAUGGUCAAGGGAUACUCAUAUUGUGAUCUACCUGGAUGGUGUCAAUCACCUCCACUAG